Molecule: messenger RNA, 3060 nt
Organism: Coprinopsis cinerea okayama7#130
Lineage: Eukaryota; Fungi; Basidiomycota; Agaricomycetes; Agaricales; Psathyrellaceae
Product: nuclear protein
Exons: 16
Coding region: 1-3060 (1019 amino acids)
Biological process (GO): DNA-templated transcription
Molecular function (GO): DNA binding; zinc ion binding
Source: RefSeq, a predicted model, not a curated record
AUGACCGAAGCUAAGCCUAGCAGUAAUCCAGUUUCGGAUUCAGAAUCCAGAGUAGGCUCUGCGUCAGGCUCAACGUCGACGAUCAAGCGAAAGCGCCUCCAUGGCGCCUGCGAUGCUUGUCGAAGGAAGAAAAGAUCCCAUGUACGCACGAAACCAGUCGUCGAAAGGCAUCUCCAAGCCUUGGAAGAGAGGCUGAAGACAAUGGAGGCUUACUUGCGUACAGUAGGCCAACCACUACCUACCCAGAUAGGUGAAGCAACGCCCAGACCACAGUCCAUUCUACCUCGACCACCGAUGCCUCCGACAAAGAUAGCCUCCACGAGUUCUCUUCCUCAGCUUUCGACCAAUCCAGGUGCCUUUCAACUGGCAGAGCGCUCGCUCUCGGUGGAAGCUUCGACUUCCUUCAUCCAAUCUACUGCGCCAAUGACCGAAGAAAACGACCUCUCGGACCCAGACGACCUUUCGCACGUUACUCUGGCCGAGAGGCUGAAGAAUUUAUCGCUUGAUAUCACGGAGAACCGCUUCUUUGGACGAUCUAGCAUGUUUUUAUACGCUCAGAACUGUAUCGAGUUCAAGAACGAACGCAGUGGCACUCAUGGCGGAAACUUUGCACGUACUAAGCGACCUGUGUUUUGGGAAUUGCGAGAGUGGGAGAAGGACUACCUUCGAAUGAAGGACUUCAACUACGUGUUCCCUGAGCCGGAUCUCCUCGAGUCAUUGAUAUCCCUCUACUUCGACAAUUGCCACAUUCUGCUACCCGUCCUGCACAGGCCCACGUUCGAGAAUGACGUCAGAAACCAAUUGCAUCUCCGAAAUCCAUCUUUUGCUGCGACCCUCCUUACUGUGUGUGCACUUGCUUCGAGGUUCAGCACCGACCCCCGCGUUUAUCUCAAGGACGCAGAUCAAACAUCGUCCGGGUGGAAAUACAUAUCGCAGGUGCCACUUGCUUCAACUAUAUCGCUCGUCCAGACAACCGUAUAUGACCUUCAGCGCUACGCACUAGCAGCAAUGUAUUUCCUAGGGUCGUCCAUGAACCAUACAGCCUGGACUCUUGCUGGAAUUGGCCUCCGACUUGCACAGGAUGGUGGACUACACAGACGGCAACGCAACAAAUAUAGACCGAACAAAGAAGCCGAGCUAAGGAAGCGCGCAUUCUGGUGUCUGGUGGCAAUGGAUCGGACGAUGAGCUCCCUACUGGGACGGCCGUGUGCACUUUACGGGGAAGACAUCGAUGUCGAUUACCCUGUCGAGUGUGACGACGAAUAUUGGGAAACAGAGGACCCGACCCAGGCCUUUAGACAACCACCCGAUCGUCCUUCGUUCAUGUCGGCCUUCCUGUCCUAUCUAGGUCUAUGUGAUAUCAUUGGCUCCAUGUUGCGGACUCUCUACUCGACCAAGAAGUGCAGAAUAAUCCAUGGGCUGAUCGGUGAGAACUGGGAGGUUCGGGUUGUUGCUGAACUGGAUUCCGCUUUGGUGACUUGGAGACGGUCGUUACCUCGACACCUUCAGUGGAACCCCGAGAUUUCCGACCGCACCUUCUUCCAACAAUCGCUAUUCCUCAACACGUUCUUCUGUUACGUUCGAAUCCAAAUCCACCGGCCACUGCUUCGCAAUGACUGUCUCUCGACCACGCCUUUCAUCGUUUGUAGAGAGGUGUCAACAGAGUGUGCUCACCUACUACAAGCCGCUUCUGUGAGGGGUGGCCUGACAGACCCGCACAUCGUGAUGGCAGCUUUCGCAUCGGCAUUAACUCUUAUCAUCGACCUUUGGGCUGAGCGAGAGUUCAUCUCGCCGGACGAGGUUGCAAGAUAUAACACGAAUAUUGAAAGUUGUGUCACAUAUAUCAAGCGCUCGGAGAACCGUGACAUGUUGGCCGAGUUCCGCUCAGUACGAAGUGUUCACGUCGAAGGAGAUAAGGUCGAGGCCUCACAAUCAAGCAUGUCUUCAACAAGCCAUUCCCAUCAGCAAGGCCAGCCUUCCAACCUAUCGAUAUACGGAGAUACGCUGCUUGGAAGCUACCCUUCGGUCACAGCCCUGUCGACGCCUAGUCCACCUGGACCGUCCAAGGCGCAAGAUCAAGUCACCGCUCCUCUCAACGUCUCCCAACUUCCGACUGACACGCCUUUCAACUUCGACUUCUCUCACAUCCAAACGUCCCCUGGGUCGAAUGUGAUUGUGCCACAGUAUUCCGGGAUGAACCAACAGGAUGUCGCGCUCUUCAACAAUCCCGGUUCAAACCAUGGUUCGGGGCCCACAAGUCCGGAUGCGCAGUUCCAGUCCUUGUUUGCGGAUCCCAGCACGACGCUUUGGAGUCAAGCUCCGGUUGCUUAUAGACCAGCCUGGCCAAUGCCGAUGAAUGCUGAGCAAGUGAGCAGGACAGAUUCUUUCAAGUUUCAAAAUUUUAUUCGCGGUGCGUCUGGAGUUGAGCGCCAGUCUCAGAUCAAUGGAGAUCUGACCAUCCCAUCUGACGUCGUUUUCUACGACUCAAUGACGUCGGCAGUUUCGGGAAGUCUAUUCCAGCACCUAAAAGACCAGGCAAAGCCUCGACAGCAUUCACUUGACGACAGAAUGGCUCAGCCACAGCUUCAGGCUCGGAUCGCCUCACGGCUCCUCUUUGCGGUGUACGCAAGAGUAGAUGACGUCCCUGACGUACCAGUUCGCACAUGGGAGGACUCGGUACUAGCCGAGUAUCGACACAUCCAACCACCCUUAUCCCGGUCCAUCGACGAAGUUGUCGCUUUAAUUGCAUCGGGAACGGGCUCAGCUCAAUCCUGGCAAGAGAACAUCGUUGCUGAGAUUCGACAAAUUCAGAGAGGAGGGCUUGGGGUCACCCUCACCGACAAAACGGGAGGGUUCCCGCAGGCUCCCAGCGUUCAGUCUCAGCAGGACCCUUCCACGAGCGUCUCUGGUUCCGGAAAUGAAUCGGAGAUGGGGAAGGUUUUGAGAUCAGAGCUUGCGCCGAUGAAGGAGACAUUGGAAAAGGUAGUAGCAGAUGUCACCAGGCUUAACCAAGGAUAUAGUGCCUCUGGUGACCCGUCGAGGCCUGGUGGUCGAAACUGA